Molecule: messenger RNA, 1685 nt
Organism: Argiope bruennichi
Lineage: Eukaryota; Metazoa; Arthropoda; Arachnida; Araneae; Araneidae
Gene: Uch
Product: ubiquitin carboxyl-terminal hydrolase isozyme L3-like
Exons: 1
Coding region: 282-974 (230 amino acids)
Biological process (GO): protein deubiquitination; ubiquitin-dependent protein catabolic process
Cellular component (GO): cytoplasm
Molecular function (GO): cysteine-type deubiquitinase activity
Source: RefSeq, a predicted model, not a curated record
CAUCAUUUAAAUCGUCGUAUCAGUAUUCUACGACGAGUGAUUGAAAAGAGAAAAAAAAAAAAAUUGUCAUUUAAACUGCCUUUGCAAUCUCAAUUUUUCUUUUACACUGCACUUUAUUAAAGCGUGCCUGUCAGUUAUUUUUAUUACUAAAUUAAUCGUAAGUUUUAAAGUUUGCUAAUUCAAUUCCUCUGUUUACAACUGCUUUAGAGUGAAUUUGCAUUAUCUUUAGUUUUUUUCAUUUAGACAAAUUAUUACGUUUUUUGGUUGUCUUCAUUUGCACGAUGUCUUCCAUUAAGUGGUUACCUCUGGAAUCUAAUCCAGAAGUAAUGAACAAUUUCUUGGAAAAUUUAGGAGUCCCACCUUCUUAUGGGAUAUCGGAUAUCUUCUCGCUGGAUGAUGAAAUGUUGCAAAUGGUUCCAAGCCCUGUUCUUGCUGUGUUGCUGUUAUUCCCUGUUUCCGAAAAAUAUGAAGAGUAUUGUAAAAAGCAGGAAGAAAUUGCCAAAUCUGGAGACCAGAAAUAUGAUUCAGAUUUAUAUUUCAUGUAUCAGACCAUUAAGAAUGCAUGUGGAACAGUGGCUUUGAUCCAUGCUGUUGCUAACUGCGCUGACAAAUUAGAUUUGAAGCCCGAUUCUGUUAUAAAGAAGUUUAUUGAUGAGACUAAAUCUUUAUCACCCAAAGAGAAAGCUGAAGUCUUAGAAAAUAGUGAACAAAUCAGCACAGCACAUGAAUCUAGUGCUGAACAAGGGCAAACGGAAACGCCUAAUCUGGAUGAUAAAUGCAAUCUUCAUUUCAUAGCUUUAGUUCAAGUCAAUUCAAAGUUAUAUGAAUUAGACGGCCGAAAGGCAAAUCCAGUUCUCCAUGGAACAACAUCACCUGAGACUUUUCUCAAAGAUGCUGCUAAAGUCUGCAAGGAUUAUAUGGCCCGAGAUCCUGAAAACGUGAACUUUACAGCUUUGGCAUUUGGUGCUUUGUAAGAAGGGUAAAAAAAAAAAAAAGGCCUUAUUGAUGUAGUUGUGAUUUUUUUUUUGUGAGCUAUAUAUUUUUAUUUAAUGUAUCAUAUUUUCAUAAACUAAAUUUUGAAAAUAAUUACUGUAAUCUUUUUAUGACAAACUUAAUCAAAAUUUUGAUAAAAUUGCAUUCAAUAUAUUUGAAUCAUGUUCUUGGAUAUUUAGAAGUAUUUAAAAAAGCUUAAAUAUGACUGGUGAAUUAAUUGCUAUGUAUCUCAUGAUGAAAUAACAUAUUAUUUAUGAAAUUCUGAUUUCUAAAAAUGUAGUUGUGUAUUGUUCUGAAGAAAAUAAUAUUUACUGAUGAAGACCAUUCUGGAUGAAUCUCUAUUUCUUUCUCUUUACUUUCAUUUAAGACUAAAAAAAAUAUAAUUUGCUUGCUGUUUUGUUCAGUUAUCUAGUUUGACUUUUUUUAAUUUGAUUUUAUUGUGUGUUUGGCAUCUUAUUAUAUUUGCUUCGUUUUGUUAUAAUAUAUUUCGGAUUUCUUUACAUUGGAAUUACAGUAUUGGUGUUUUUUUUUAUUAUUUAUUUGCAUGUGUAUAAAUGAAUUAAGAUGCUUUUCUAAGUUCUCAUUCAGUACAAAGUACUGGAUAGUAGUAAUAAAUAAAAUAUUUUAAAUUUAUUAAUAAAUAUUUUGAUUAUUUUUAUAAAUAUUUAGUAACUCUUUUUACAUUUUAAUAC